This is a messenger RNA of Laccaria bicolor S238N-H82, 1647 nucleotides long. RefSeq lists its product as uncharacterized. Bases 1 to 1647 code for a protein of 548 amino acids. The record is from RefSeq and is a predicted model, not a curated record. The transcript has 8 exons. Lineage: Eukaryota; Fungi; Basidiomycota; Agaricomycetes; Agaricales; Hydnangiaceae.
AUGAAUUUGGAUCCCUUUCAACAUGAUAGAAAGAAUAAGCUUUCCCCUCUAACGUCUACUCAACCGCACGACAGCCUUCUUCGACUACAACGAGACAAAUACCGACAGGAGGUUGCCGAACUCAGAACUCAGCUUGUGAAACUACAGGCGCAGGUUGACGAGUCGGAAUGCACGAUUGGAGAUCUCCGCCGUCUCUUGGCUGAAGCGCACAAUGAUGCUGUGAUUGACCUGACAGCGGAGAAGCCGAUUACUGACUCGGAGGCCAAGCGAGAGAAGCCCAGACAUAAACGAAAAAAUCACAAAGUUGAAGAAAUCCAAAUCGUAAAACCUGAUGAUUCGAAACCAUCCCCCUCGUCUAUCAAAUCCAACUCCAUUCCCAUCAUUCAUAGCAAAGUCACAGUUGUGAUGGACGAAUCCUCUGCUUUACCUUCAGCUGUUAGUAGCCCUGAAAUACGCAUUCAGUCUGUCAAGGAAAUACCCUCACAUAAAAGGUCUUUUGACCCCGAAAACGAUCUAGCCGUGGCCAGUCCGAACACGGGAGGGAAUGAAAAGAGGCGGAAGCUGGAACAGAUGAAUCCACGAGCCUCGACCUCGGCCCACCUCCCGGAAACGGCGUCUCCUGUAUCCUCCUCUUUGAAUACACGCCCGGAAUUAGACGCCGUUGCAACCACCGGGUCGCAAUUCGGUGAGGUGCAACCUACUCCUCCUAUUGAUAAUAUACUCCAUCAGGACGACGAUCCUCAUCUGAAGAUCAAGAUCAAGGAUGAAGCAUUCACUCUUCCCCUUUCAAUCAUAUCAUCAUAUCUGAAAGACUGCGCUCCUCUCGCAAUCUCAUCUCCAGAAACGUCAUCUGUCCCUCGUAGAUUGAUCUCACUCGCAUACGGCGGUAAUGGCCAACAACUCCUACAAUAUAUCAGAGCCCCGCUUAAUCCAUCCGGGCCUAAGAAGCGGCGUAUGGUUUUUCCAAUGCUCAACAUGAAUCCAGCGAUGCCGACACGUCCUGGUGAACCUGGGCUACUAUUCGCUUCGAGACACGAAAUACUAUAUAACGCGCCAUGGUCUCUUUUCUGUCGAAGCAUGGUGGGCAAGGAACCGAGAUGGCGCUACCUCGGCGAAUUUAACAGUGUUCUUUGUGGGAAGAUGACGACGGAGCAGUUUAGGGCGCAAAAACAAGCGGUCAAAGACAACUGGGGAAAGCUUAUUCUCAAGUCACUACGAUACGAUGUUUACGUGUCUAUGCUAGCUCGAAUAGCUUUAAAGAAGUAUGGUCUGGUUGACGAACCAAAUGAAAAUGCGCUUGAAAUCGCGGAAAUGGCUGCAAUCAGGAGCAAGACAGGUCGUCAUGUAACCGUUCAGGAUAUAACCGGAGCGUUUUCUCGUGGAGAUGAGGCGAUCGAUAUUCUUCGCAUGGAGUGCGUCUCUUAUGACCAUGUAUUUGCAGCGGAUAUUGCGACUAGGCUCCGUGGAUACGACAAGCUCUUGGCCGGGGCCCAAACUGCGAGCAGAGGAAAAGGUGGAAGAGGGGGUCAGAAACCGAAUAAAGCCGCAAGGGAGAGGAGCUUCAGUGUUUCAAAAAUGCGUGGAGAUUUGAUGCUCUUAUCAUCAGAUUCGGAAUUGACAGACUACGAUUACGACUCCGAGGACUAA